This is a messenger RNA of Archocentrus centrarchus (flier cichlid), 2143 nucleotides long. Its product is annotated as serine/threonine-protein kinase NIM1. Bases 60 to 1403 code for a protein of 447 amino acids. NCBI's taxonomy places the organism in Eukaryota, Metazoa, Chordata, Actinopteri, Cichliformes, Cichlidae. Gene Ontology annotation, cellular component: cytoplasm. The record is from RefSeq and is a predicted model, not a curated record. Gene Ontology annotation, biological process: microtubule cytoskeleton organization; protein phosphorylation; intracellular signal transduction. Gene Ontology annotation, molecular function: tau-protein kinase activity; ATP binding. The transcript has 4 exons.
CUCUGACACUCCAUGCACAUGUUCAGCCACAGUCAGGUGCUACAGCCUGAGGAAGCAAUAUGAAGGACUCACAACUCCCAGCCAUUAAAAUGCAUCUGUGGCCGAAGCAGAAAACGAGCAAAAAAUCCAAAAAUGAGUCUCCGAAGACACAAAAACCAGCCAAGUCCCACAUACCUGCUGCCACGUGUGCCAUCCCACAGCUGACCGAAGCUGAGAGAGUGACGCAGUCUCCAUUUGAGAGGCUCAUCUAUGACAUGACACACAAUGAGAAGGUUGUCAAUGACCUCAUGCUCGGACGACGGGUUGGCUUUUAUGAGCUGCGUGGAGAAAUCGGGCAAGGCAACUUCUCUACAGUUAAGCUGGGCAUCCAUGCCUUAACAAAAGAGAGAGUAGCUGUUAAAAUCAUGGACAAGCUGCAUCUGGAUAAAAAGAAACAGCCUCUGAAUUCCUCAGAGAUCAGCUGCAUGGAGAAGCUGUGCCACCCCAACAUAGUGCGCCUUUAUGAGGUGAUGGAGACGAGCCGGAAGCAGUAUCUGGUCAUGGAGUACGGCAGCGGUGGAGAUUUGUUCUCUCGAAUCACCACAAGAGGGAAGCUUAAUGACCUGGAAGCCAAGCUGGUCUUUGCACAAAUCAUCUCUGCUGUCAAACACAUGCACGACAGCAACAUCAUCCACCGAGACCUCAAAGCAGAGAAUAUCUUCUACACCACCAGCUAUUGCAUCAAAGUUGGAGAUUUUGGCUUCAGCACAGAGAGCAGCCCUACUGAGCUUCUCACCACUUUCUGUGGCUCUCCACCUUAUGCUGCACCUGAGCUUUUUAAGGAAAAAGGUUAUUGUGGACGUUACUCCGACAUUUGGGCUUUAGGUAUUCUCCUGUACUUCAUAGUGACAGCAACAUUACCCUUUUAUGGGGAAAACUUGGGAAGGCUGAAGCGCUGCAUCCUCCAAGGGGCUUAUCGUAUCCCCUCUUAUGUGCCAGAUCCAUGUCAGCUGGUGAUCAAAGGCAUGCUGCGGACUGUGGCUGUUGAUCGCUCCUCUUUAACGCAGAUUUCAAACAGUACUUGGCUGAAAGGGAUUGAGUUCUCUCGUCCAUAUCCGUCGUUGCCCCUGUCUCCCGCUCAUUUUGCCCAGACAAAUCAGACUCUCUGCAUGGAGGAGCAAGAGGUAAAGAGUUUGCUGUCCGAUCUUGGGGUCAUGAUGCUCCAUUUCCAGAACAACCCCUGCUUAGACUGUAGGAGUCCGCUGACAGGGGCCUACAGGAUCCUCCUCCAUCGAGUACAGAAGAGGAGAUCGGUCGAGGCUGUAGGUUAUUCUGUGCUUCAGCCAGAUGAGUACGAGAGUCCAAGCAAGUGGUCUGCAGCUAUUGACAAACACACUCCUUCCACUGUAUGUGCAAUACUAUAGUCACAAAGAACUUCACUGGACUGCUUUGUUUGUGGCAUCAAAAGCACUUUAUCACGCGUGUGUGAUCAUUUGGUUUCCGACCCUCGUUCGGUCACUUCGGGCUUGAUGAGGCAGUAUGUUACACACAGACUGAAGUGACAGGCAUGUGGAGGUCAGAGUGGACAGUUGUUUUCCACACUGUGUGAAUCAAUUACAGCUCAUAGACCAGGGUACAUCUCUGAUUACAUCACCAACAGCAAGAUUACUGACGCAAAAGACCCAUCAAUCACUGAAUGGCUAUCAGCAUCUUCCAAUCCUUCUUAGUCAAGACCUAAUACAUCUGACUUAAUCCAGGUAAGCCUAAUGCGAGAGCUGCAGAGAACAUGCUUGGCCCAACAGAAAGGGGAAAAAAAAAAACAUGUCAAGAAGAAAAUAAAUUAGAAAAAAAGAAAAAAUCAACUUACCACCAUUUUACAACUAAUGGCUAAUGUUGGAUAAAAGCAGCUGUAAAUGCAGUUUAUUUUAUUUGCUGAGGAGCAGAGUCAAGAGCACAGAUAAUUUGAAAGUUUUCUAUGGUGUUAUUGUCAUUUUCUUCAUUACUGUGUAAAUUAUUGUAAUAAUGUUUGGUUAUGUUUUAAAUCAAUAUUUUCACAUAUCCUCCAGGGAUGCUGGUCUGAGCUUAAAGCCCCUCUGUAUCAGUAAUUAUAGUGAAGGCUAAGGCCAGAUUCAUUAAACAGAAUAAAGUUAUUUUCAAACUCCAA